AUGUCUGCAAAGCCAGCGGACGCUUCCCGGUCUCGUGCCGCGGACCCUAAGAAAGUUCACAUUGCCGACACCGCAAUCAACCGCCAGAACUGGUACAAGCAUGUUAACUGGCUGAAUGUCUUCCUUAUCAUCGGUAUCCCCUUGUGCGGGUGCAUCCAGGCCUUCUGGACGCCUCUUCAGCUGAAGACUGCCAUCUGGGCCGUCAUCUAUUACUUCUUCACUGGUCUUGGCAUCACAGCAGGAUACCACCGCCUGUGGGCUCACUGCUCGUACUCUGCUCGUCUUCCCCUCCGUAUUUGGCUCGCUGCUGUUGGUGGUGGUGCCGUUGAAGGUUCUAUCCGUUGGUGGGCUCGUGACCACCGUGCUCACCACCGUUAUACCGAUACCGACAAGGACCCCUACUCCGUCCGCAAGGGUCUGCUCUACUCUCACCUGGGAUGGAUGGUGAUGAAGCAGAACCCCAAGCGUAUCGGCCGCACUGAUAUCUCCGACUUGAACGAGGAUCCCGUUGUCGUCUGGCAGCACCGCAACUACCUCAAGGUCGUUUUCACCAUGGGCCUGGCUGUCCCUAUGCUCGUGGCUGGUCUCGGCUGGGGUGACUGGUUGGGCGGUUUCGUUUACGCUGGUAUCCUGCGUAUCUUCUUCGUCCAGCAGGCCACUUUCUGUGUCAACUCGCUCGCUCACUGGCUCGGUGACCAGCCCUUCGACGACCGCAACUCUCCCCGUGACCACGUCAUCACCGCCCUGGUCACUUUGGGUGAGGGUUACCACAACUUCCACCACGAGUUCCCCUCCGACUACCGCAACGCUAUCGAGUGGCACCAGUAUGACCCUACCAAGUGGAGCAUCUGGAUCUGGAAGCAGCUCGGUCUCGCCUAUGACCUCAAGCAGUUCCGUGCCAACGAGAUUGAGAAGGGACGUGUUCAGCAGCUCCAGAAGAAGAUUGACCAGAAGCGUGCCAGACUCGACUGGGGAACUCCCCUUGACCAGCUGCCCGUUAUGGAAUGGGAUGACUAUGUUGAGCAGGCCAAGAACGGCCGUGGCCUUGUCGCCAUCGCUGGUGUUGUUCACGAUGUGACCGACUUCAUCAAGGACCACCCUGGUGGCAAGGCUAUGAUCAACUCCGGGCUUGGCAAGGACGCCACCGCUAUGUUCAACGGUGGUAUCUACUAUCACUCCAACGCUGCGCACAACCUGCUCUCUACCAUGCGAGUUGGUGUCAUCCGUGGUGGAUGUGAAGUUGAGAUCUGGAAGCGUGCUCAGAAGGAGGGUGUUGAGUACGUUCGCGAUGGCACUGGCCAGCGGAUCAUCCGUGCUGGUGAGCAGGUGACCAAGAUCCCUGAGCCCAUCCCCACCGCUGAUGCGGCAUAA
Messenger RNA from Aspergillus saccharolyticus JOP 1030-1, 1371 nucleotides. RefSeq names its product stearoyl-CoA 9-desaturase sdeA. NCBI's taxonomy places the organism in Eukaryota, Fungi, Ascomycota, Eurotiomycetes, Eurotiales, Aspergillaceae. The record is from RefSeq and is a predicted model, not a curated record. The transcript has 2 exons. The coding region runs from base 1 to 1371 and encodes 456 amino acids. Gene Ontology annotation, molecular function: stearoyl-CoA 9-desaturase activity; heme binding; iron ion binding. Gene Ontology annotation, biological process: unsaturated fatty acid biosynthetic process. Gene Ontology annotation, cellular component: endoplasmic reticulum membrane.